AUGAUCGUACGUUCUUUUAUAUUAUUGCUCAUCCAUUUAGUGGUCGUGUUGGCAGUACCCUUUAAAUCGACAGGAAGAAAUGAUCCAAGAAAGCAGUUUAUUUCAUCAAAUUUGCCAGGUCUAUAUGAAAAUAUACCUAAAAAUGAAAUCCCAUUAAUGUUCUCUGGGCAACUAAAGCUAUAUGAGGAAAAUAAUACUCAUCUUUAUUAUUGGAAGUACAGUGACCAGAAUAAGCUUCCGGAGAACAAGAAACGUUCUAUCUUUUGGCUAAAUGGUGGACCUGGGUGCUCCAGUAUGGAUGGUGCCCUCAUGGAAGCGGGUCCCUUCAGGAUCAAUGAUGAAUUGAAGGUGACAUAUAAUAAUGGCUCAUGGCAUAAGCUAGCUGAUAUGAUCUUCGUUGAUCAGCCCGCAGGAACGGGUUUUAGCUUUUCUGAUGAGUAUUCAAAAACCUUAGAUGAAUCUACAGCAGUUUUUAUGAAGUUCUUGGAGAAGUAUUUUGAAGUCUUUCCUGAAGAACUUGAUAAUGAAGUUUACAUAGCGGGCGAGAGUUAUGCGGGUCAAUAUAUUCCUUAUAUUGCUGAACGUGUUUUGAAACGAAACAAAGAAUUGAAGAAGAACGAAAAGAUUUAUAAUCUUAAGGGUCUUCUAAUUGGAAAUGGGUGGAUCUCUCCUGUGGAUCAAGGAUUGUCUUAUCUACCGUUUUCUUAUCAGGCGGGUCUUAUAAGAGAAGAUAACAGUAGGUGGGGUGAGCUUUUACGUAAACAGGAACGUUGCCAGAAACUCAGAGACAAAAUCGAUGGUGCUCAGGAUUUAAAUACCGCCCUAAAGUAUGAAGAUCAAGAAAACGUUUGUGAGAAUAUCCUUACUACUAUUUUAGAAGCUACUAGCGAAGACAACCAAUGCAUAAACAUGUAUGAUUAUACUCUACGUGACUCAUAUCCUUCUUGUGGAAUGAAUUGGCCUCCUGACUUGAAGAAUGUGAAUCCAUUUCUUAGAGAUGACAAGGUGAUGGAAGAUUUGAACAUAGCCCAUAAGGCUAAAUGGAUGGAAUGCAGUGGAAAAGUAUCAAGAAAUCUUGAUUCUAACCCUGUGCCAUCUAUAUAUUUAUUGCCCAAGAUUUUAUCAGAAAUUCCCAUUGUUCUCUUCAAUGGUAAUAGAGAUAUCAUUUGCAAUUACCUUGGCACAGAAAAUUUAAUUAAAAGGUUGGAAUGGAAUGGUAAGGUAGGUUUUUCUGAGGAUACAGAAGCCAUGAAUUGGAUAUAUGACAAUAAAACUGCAGGGUAUAUCAAAUCAGAAAGAAAUCUAACUUUUAUAAAUGUUUUUGAUUCAUCUCACAUGGUGCCUUUCGACAAGCCCGAUGUAUCAAGGUCUUUGAUCGAUAUAAUCACUGGUAAUUUUGAUAUUGAGUCUCGAAAUGAGGGCAAGAGUUCCUUAAUCACAUACAAAAUUGGACUUCGUCAUAUGAUGAAGAGCGAAGGACAGGGAGGAGAGCCUCUGCCUGUUCAGUCUACCCCUGCUAUUUCAUCAUCCGCUGAUUUGCCAUCUUCAGAAACCGAUGACCUGGAUAAAGCUGGCAACAAUUCAGAGAACGGACGGGAGCAAAAUUCCAGUAAGAUUACAAGGCUUAUUCAACUUUUGGUUCUCCUUGUCCUCGUAUGGGGUGUUUAUGUAUUGUAUUCCUCCUACAAAUCAAGACCUUCUUCGAUUAUUAAAAGCGGUCCUUCUUCGGGUAAAAAGAAAAAUGUACAAUGGGCAGAUCAAUUGAGACAAUUCCAAGAAGAUGAUAUAGGAAAUCAACCUCCAAAACAAGGCUUUUUCAUGAAAACUUUCAGUAAACUUAGAGGAGCUGACCCCAAUGGAGUUUAUUCUCCAGCUUCGAAUAAGUACGAGGAUAUAGAGUUGGGUGAACAUGUAAAUCAAAAUAACGCCCAUAACGAUGAUGAUUUUAUUAUAGAAAGCGAAGACGAAACUGAAUUGCCUAUACAAGAUUAUAGCGAAGAAGAGAACCAGAGUCAGCUAGAUCAUGAUUCUAGCAGCUUCCAGCUAAAAGACUUCGAAUCAAAGGAAGCCACUGGGUCUAGAUAG
Messenger RNA from Priceomyces carsonii, 2085 nucleotides. RefSeq names its product serine-type carboxypeptidase. NCBI's taxonomy places the organism in Eukaryota, Fungi, Ascomycota, Pichiomycetes, Serinales, Debaryomycetaceae. Gene Ontology annotation, biological process: proteolysis; apoptotic process. The transcript has a single exon. Gene Ontology annotation, molecular function: serine-type carboxypeptidase activity. Gene Ontology annotation, cellular component: trans-Golgi network. The record is from RefSeq and is a predicted model, not a curated record. The coding region runs from base 1 to 2085 and encodes 694 amino acids.